Molecule: messenger RNA, 1899 nt
Organism: Sander lucioperca (pikeperch)
Lineage: Eukaryota; Metazoa; Chordata; Actinopteri; Perciformes; Percidae
Product: tetratricopeptide repeat protein 28-like
Exons: 3
Coding region: 508-846 (112 amino acids)
Molecular function (GO): Hsp90 protein binding
Source: RefSeq, a predicted model, not a curated record
GGUGCCACCUUUUCGUCUUCACCCCCCCCCCCUCGCAGAGUCUGUGAACGCCUUCGACCCGAAGGUGAGCUAACAUUUGCUUUAAGUCUUUAUAAAUGGUAUAACACGUUUAAAAACCAAACAACCACAACCGAGUGAUACAGUAAUAAUUAAUGAAUGAAUUGUUCUUUUCUUUUCCUGACUCGGGCUCCCAUAUGGCUUCAUGCCUCACUGUGUACAGCGCUCAGAAAUCCGCUAUGGCAACAGGGGGAAAAAGACAGGAGAAAAAAAAGGAAAAGAUUUGACAACAUGGCGCACUUUCCUUAAGAAACGUUUCUCCUGGACGCCACACAGCUCAGUCUUUGUGGCUUUUCUCGCAGUUUGUCGACACUCGUGCCACAAGAGGACUUUUGUGCUAACUUUUGAACACCUUUUGGAUGCAUAAAGUCGAUUAAAAAGCCAGGAAAGAAAGGAGUGCGAAGGGAUGAGAGCGAGAACCCGCUGCACAAACCAAAGCAGUCACACAGGAUGGAGAAGCAAGCGACUCUGAAAGAAAAGUUUUCCAUAUUCAGUUCUCGGACAGCGAGCAGACCCCUCCGCUGUGUUUCUGGAGACGAAGGAGGCAGGUUUGGUCUCAGUAAGGCCGAGUUCAUGGAGAAAGUUCAGCAGAGCAACGAGGCGUGUCAGCGGGGUGACUUCCAGGCAGCCGUUUAUUUGUACACUGAUGCCUUGCAAGCGGACCCACAGAACUGCAUCCUGUACAGUAACCGUUCAGCAGCGCUUCUCAAACUGGGACAACACCAGGCGGCGCUGGACGAUGCUGGAAAAGCCUGCGAGCUCAAUCCCAAGUGGCCCAAGAAGGGUUGAAGUUACGUCCCUCUGCCCUGGGAGACACCGAACCAGUAUCGGUGGACUAUCCAUCACCUCGCUGUGGCAGCCUGGUCAAUGGGGGGGUCACUUCUGAGCAGUUACCUGCUAACACAGCUAAUGGAGGUCCAUAUUUGCAUAAGCCUGAGUAAAGAGGGGCCUGGAGACGAGCGAGGCGGGGCCUUUCUCAUUGCACAAAUGAGACCAUUCAUCACAGCUUUGUUUGCCUGCAUCCACCUUCUCAUGAACAAUUAAUGUGCUGCAGACAUUUCACUGCUUUUCUUCUCUUCCUUUAUCUUACCUUCCCUCUCUUUGUCUCACUUUCGGGCGCUGUCACUGCAGCACUAAGCCCUCCGGUUGAUUGUAACUUUAAGUCCAUUUUUUUUAAUGUUUGCUCCCCAGGCUGAGGCUGGUAUUGCGUUUCCUCGACAACCAAGGGGCUUCAGCACAUAAAGCCUUUUGACUUUCUCUCUCUGCCUCACCUGUUUUAAUGUUAACUGGCGUCUGCGUCUCGCCACCGAUGCACACGAUUAAGUUCUGCAGUCUGCUGAGUAAGGUUUAUGAUCAAGAUCAUUUACACCACAGAUAUCGGCAACAUUUUGACGCUACACAUGCUUUUUAGGUCUUUUUUUGUUAGCCAUUCAACAUUGUUAAAGUCCUUUCUUCAGAGGAAUCUUGUCUUACUUAAAUGGUCCACAUUUUUUAUGUGUGAUCAAUAUAUAUGGGUGGAUAUUUACUUAAGCAAUUUGGUUUAAGUGCCCGGCUGCCUCCGAGGUUAUAGAGACUGAGGCCCACGUGGGAAUAGAUGCCGAUAUUCCCCGGACAAGAGUUGUCCGCAUAAAUCAGCCUCCAUUACUAUUAACCAAACACAUCCAUCAGAACAUUUAAAUUAUUUGUUUAAGCAGAAUACUAAAUGUUGUCUAUUUGGUUUUCACACUGGGGAACGGUUUGUCUCGGCUUCUUUAAAUAUUAAAGUGCAGACAUGAGUUAUUUCUGUGUACAUGUCGGCCAUGUUUUGUUCACUGCCUCGGCUAACGACAUCAUAAAAAGAAG